Molecule: messenger RNA, 3054 nt
Organism: Octopus sinensis (East Asian common octopus)
Lineage: Eukaryota; Metazoa; Mollusca; Cephalopoda; Octopoda; Octopodidae
Product: GDP-fucose protein O-fucosyltransferase 1
Exons: 7
Coding region: 399-1538 (379 amino acids)
Biological process (GO): protein O-linked glycosylation via fucose; Notch signaling pathway
Molecular function (GO): peptide-O-fucosyltransferase activity
Source: RefSeq, a predicted model, not a curated record
AGAGUUAUUUCCCUUGAUCUACAUAUUUCCUUCGCGCAGUUCCCUGCCGUUUUUAGUCAACUGGUAUCAAGCGGAAGAUAAAAAAUGUGGGUGCGUCUUCGUCAAACAGAUGUAUAAUUUAUUUAGUUACUGCGAUAAACACCUGUCUAACUGAUUAAUUCCCCUUUCUUACUGUUUUAUAUCGAUUGCACUAUGAAGUUUUAUAUAUUGAAGUUCCCGCUGUCAUGCAACCAGUUGAGACUUACACCCUCACGAAAGCUGUUUCACAUAUAACGCAACAAAACACUCGAAAAAUAAUUUUUAUUUAUUGCUGCAGUUUCGGUUUUUUCUCCUGUUAUUUAUAUAUAUCUUCAAUCCUGUUAUUGAACUGAUUUGGAAGAGAAAUACCCCAGAACGGCAUGGGUUUUUAUAAUAUUUUGAAUGUUGUUACAAUAGUGUUGCUAAUAAUUGUCGGGCAAUGCCGGUCCUUAGAAGUUGACCAAAGUGGAUAUAUAGUCUACUGUCCUUGCAUGGGUCGUUUUGGAAACCAAGCAGAACAAUUUUUGGGAAGUUUGGCUUUUGCCAAACGGUUAAAUAGAACAAUGGUGAUCCCACCUUGGGUGGAAUACAAAGCUUCUGUGAUUGGAUCCGAAUGUGUGGCCUUUAAUAAAUAUUUUCAAGUUGAACCAUUGAAGCAAUAUCAUCGAGUAAUAACUAUGGAGCAGUUUAUGAAAGAAUUGGCCCCUGAGGUUUGGCCACCGAACAAAAGAAUUGUAUUCUGCUACCAAGCAAGACAUUCAAGCAAAAAUUCAUGCAACGCAAAAGAUGGGAAUCCUUUUGGUCCAUUUUGGGACCACUUUAAUGUAGAUUUUGUUCAAUCUGAAUUCCAUAAACCACUAACAUUUGAUGUUAGCAACCAUUUCGAAAGAGAUAGAUGGUUAAAUAGAUUUCCAGCUUCUAAAUACCCUGUCCUUGCUUUUGUUGGAUCUCCUGCUCCAUUCCCUGCUCGUGAAGAUACUUUACACCUUCACGAUUACAUCAAAUGGUCAACUGAUUUAGAGAAAGCUGCUGAUAAUUUUAUAUUGGAAACUAUUCCCGAGAAACCUUUUCUAGGAAUACAUCUCAGAAAUGGUGUUGACUGGAAAUCAGCCUGUGCCCAUACAUCAGAAAGCCGCCAGAUGUUUGCUUCUGCCCAGUGUAUAGGUUAUUCACAAGAGUAUGGAAGCAUCUCACAUGAAAUGUGUUUCCCUUCUGAUAGCACAGUCAUUAACCAAGUGAAGAAAGCUGUUAAAAAAUACAAAGCAAAAACUGUAUUUAUUGCUACUGACAACCGAGAUUUAAUCAAAGAAAUGUCAAAAGUCAUGAAGCAGAUUAAAUUUGUACGCUCAACAUUGGACAAUCCACUUUUAGACUUGGCAAUUUUGACAAAGGCUGAUCAUUACAUUGGAAAUUGUAUCUCUACAUUUUCAGCAUUUGGCAAACGAUAUAGAGAUUCAUUGAAAAAAUCAUCAUCAUUUUGGGCUUUUGAAAAGAAAACUACAAUAAAUGAAGAGCUUUGAAUUAGUAAAAAAAAAAAAUAAAUAAAAAUUGCUGAUUAAACUUUUCAGGACACUUUUUUCAAAUGCCAAAGGAAUAAAAUGCUAUAUUUUUUUACUUGAUAAAGUCCUGUCAUGCUAACAUCUGCACACAUAUCAAUAAGGAACUGAUAACUAGAAUUAUUUAAUCCAGUUCUCCCUUCUUACUUAGCUGGAGAAUACCAAGUCUUUAGAAGCACUGCAAAGUUGUUCAAUAAAUGCUAUUGCUGCAGAACAGUGAAAAAUUGAAAUUGAACUUCUAAAAGUUCUAACAAAAACUUAGAGACAUGCUACAAAUCAGUGUCAUUGAUUUUGUUUCCCUUUUAUCAUAGUCAAGUUCAAAAACAUUCCAGCUAACCUCCUCCCAUAAUUUGUUUAAGUUUUAAGGCAGUAAGGCUUGAUUUGAAAGAGAUUUUCUGCUAUUUCUGAUAAUUCAAACAAAUCUGGAAGCACUUUUUUUUGUAAGCUUAUUAAAGUUACAAGGUGGUAUUACUUGGCCUUUUAUCACUGCUGAAUAAGAAAACUAAUGGUCAAAGACUUUCCAGGUGUGGCUAUCAUGUCCCUUUCACAAACAUGUAGGAAUAUAUUAUAUACAAUGUAUUUCAUUUUUCAAAAGUGUAAUAAGAUAGAAAUUUGGCUGCUAUUUCUAUCAACUUGAGCAACAAAAUGGAGGCUCCUUAAUUCGAGUCAUAAGUGAUACAAGUGAAUCCAGUGGCCUAUUGUUAUGUUACAUGACAGUAAUAUAAUAUUGAGCUCCCUAUUAUUACAGAUACACAUUUCCGUCACUAUCCCCACUUUCAAAUCCCAAAAUUUCUUCACUAGGCCAUUAUGACAGAUGAUUUCCAACACACUUUAAAACAGGAUUCUAGCCGUGUGGAAUACCAAAAUUCUGACACAAUUUUUAUCAAACAGAAUCAUAUUAUAAGUCGGCAACUCAUAGCAUGUGUUUAGUAAGCUAACAGAUGUCUAUAUGGCUGGUUACCCUGUAAAAUAUAGCAGCCAAGUAUCUUUCAAAUCACUCUAUCUUAAAAGACAGAAAAAUAAAACAGAGUGGUCACAAUUGGAAUGCUCCUGGUCAUAUGUCUGAUUUAUCAGGGCUGAUGUAAGGCCAAACAAAUUUCAGUUCUAGUAAUAGAUUUCAAAUUUUCAGUUUAAACAUACAACAGUUAUUUAUACAUGUCAGUCUUACAUAAAAUCAUGCAUAUUAUAAGUGCCUUUGUAAACAUAUAUUCAUUCAUCUCCAACACAGAUGAAAGAAAAGUUUUAAAUAAAACAAAUUAAUAUAAGGAAAAAGAAGGUAAACAACUUUUGAAACAUUGAUAAAAUUUAUUGCAUUUCUCAAUUUGAAUCAUAUUUACAGUCACAAUGAUCUGUGUUUUGCAGAAUAUUAGUCGUUAAAAGUAAGUAAAUGAGAAAUAAGUAGAAACAGUGAAAUCGAUUCCUGCUGAAAAUUUAUCAGUCUCUUGUAUCUCUUGAAAUAAAAACUAAAAAUCAAAACUUU